CGCCGCAUCAUGGCUUCAGAGGAGCUGGGGGCGAGCCUGUCAGAUUUGGCUCUGGGCUCGCGAGCUCCGACGGCCGGCCAGGUCGGUCCUUCGGGUGGCCCGUCGUCCGACGGGGGCACGCAGGUCACUUGCUUCACGGAGGACCUGCACGACGUCACGCUCCAUUUUCAGAUCAUAAGUUUCUCUAAACAGAUCUAUGCAUGGGUAGGAUGCAACUCUGCAAAGUUUGGCCAUUUAUAUGCUGCUGCAAGCACUCGCCCGGGUAACGGAGUGAGUGUCACAUCUGUACUUGGAGGAACAUCUGAUAAUACUGGUUUAAGCAUGGCCCGCCGCUUAGUGCUGAAGACAGGUCUAAAUAUAGUUCUAGCGUGUAACAUUCCGAAAGACAGCCCCAUGCUUGAGGCUGCUGCGGAGAGGAAACUUGUAGAGAAGCUGAGAACUUUAGGCUAUAUCAGAUCCAAACCAGGAGAGGCCAACACUUCCACAACAGCCUAAUUGAUACUCGUGAGCUGCCAUGUCACUGGUAGAGAAAGUUAGCAUGCUUUGUAACCGGUAUUGUGCUUUGUUUAGUUGAUUGGACAUGACACUGAUGUGUUUGAAACACUUUGAACGCCUAGUAUAUCCUCAAUGGGGUCUUUACUGUGUAGGCACAUGGUGCACGAUUUACAGCUGCUGCAUGUUCACAGAAUUAUCAAAGCAUGUCUGAUGCGAUACUUUGAAUGCAAACUAUGUCAGUGUCUGACCUGUGAAUCCUA
Messenger RNA from Lolium rigidum, 755 nucleotides. Its product is annotated as proteasome assembly chaperone 4-like. Gene Ontology annotation, biological process: proteasome assembly. Lineage: Eukaryota; Viridiplantae; Streptophyta; Magnoliopsida; Poales; Poaceae. The transcript has 5 exons. The record is from RefSeq and is a predicted model, not a curated record. The coding region runs from base 10 to 495 and encodes 161 amino acids.